CCCAGACAGCAAGACUGACCAUUAGUACUGUUCCUCAAGUUAGUCUCAUCACCUGUCUGUCUGUCUGUCUGUCUGUCUGUCUGGGCUUUUGGCUGCCAUGUUGGCUCGGGCGAUCCUGAAGACGUCGCUGCUGCUGUGGCUGGUGCAGAACAGCUUACAAGGAGGAGUCGGGCGUCCGGCUGGAGUGGGGAGACUGACCCCUGGGCGAGGUGCUGGUCUCGGUGGUGCUGCUGGUCUCGGUGGUGCUGCUGGUCUCAGUGGUGUUGGUCUCGGUGGUGCUGCUGGUCUCGGUGGUGCUGCUGGUCUCGGUGGUGCUGGUGCUGCUGGAAGGCCCGGAGCUGGAGUUCGUGGAUAUGCAGCGAUAGCAAAGCCUGGUCAAGCAGGAGCUGGCCGUUAUUCCGGAGGAUUGGGAUACGCCUCUAGAGCUGGACUGCAGCAAGGAUACGGAGCCCCUCUCGGAGGAUACGGUGCUGGUUUCGGAGCAGGACUGGGAACCGGGAACGGACUGGGAGGACGAGGAUACACCAAUGGCUACAGAUUUCAGUCAGGUUACGGUGCUGGCGGUUAUCCUGCUGCUGGACGUGUAGGUGCUGCAGGAGGAGGUGCACCUACAGGAAGCAGUACUAAACCCUUCAAACCGGGAUACGGUACAGGACUGUCCCCUGCUGGACCGGGGUAUCCAGGCAACGGGCCGUGCUCCAGUUGGUCCGGCGGACAGGGCGCAAAGCCGUCUGAAGCUGGUAAUGGAGGACUGCCCAUUGUACAGAGGCAGAAAGGCAACGGAUUCGGUCCAACACCCGGAGUACCAAAUGGACAAGGUGCUCUGAGUAACGGGUUCGCUCCGAGAGCAGCAGCUGGACGCGGUGGGAAGGGAGUUAAAGGAAAUGGUUAUGGCCCCCGGCCAGUCUCUAAUGGAGUCUCUAACGGAAUCUCAAACGGAGGUUUAGGAGGAGCUGUUCCCGGUGGAAACGGUGCCAAACCCACUAAACAGGGAUACGGAUUCGCUGCCGGUGUGUAUGCUGGAGCAGGACUGACUAACGGCUACAGAGGCGGUUUUGGCCCAGGCACUUACGGUCAGACAGGUCGAGUGGGCAAACAGCCUGGCUUCGGCAAUGUAUAUGGCAUUAACGGAUAUGGCGAUGGUUAUGGAGCUGAGCUCGGCAAUGGCGCAAGGGUGGCUGAUGGAGCCCACGCUGGGUUUGGAGCUGGAGGUUAUGGAGGUGCAGGACUGGGACUGACUGCUGGAAUUGGUGCUGGAAUUGGUGCUGGAAUUGGUGCUGGACUCGGUGCUGGACUCGGUGCUGGACUCAGUGCUGGACUCGGUGCUGGAUAUACCUCUGAGGCUAAGCCUACAAAAUAUGGUGGCGCUGGUCCCGGAUCGGUCAUCGGCACUGCUGCAGGUCAGCCCGUGGUUUCUGCUGGACUCGGCACUGCAGGCCAAGCAGGAGGUUAUGGUGGACAACCAGGUGGCCUGGGAGCUGACGCAGGCCUCGGUAAUGGUGGACUCUUGGAACCUGUUACUGACGGAGGAGCCGGUCAGCUUCCCUACAAUGGAGCACCACUUGUUUCGGCCGGACUGGAGGGUGAUGGAUAUCCCUAUGAAACACAGCAGCUCAGUCUGGGAGGCAAUGGAGGUAAUGGAGGUAAUGGAGGUAAUGGAGGUAAUGGAGGUUAUGGAGCAUCUCUUGGAGCCGGAGGUCAAGGUCCCUACGGAGCUGCAGGAAAAGACGGCAGUAGCAAGUAUGGCGGCGCAGCUGGUUACUACGGCAACGGCAUCAAAGGCUGAUUUCCGGGCCUCUGAGAAGGUGUGACCCAAGUGUGAUGGUGUUUUUUCUUUUUCCCCUUUGUCGUUCAUCGUGUUCUUCCUCAAUGUGCAUGUGUGUGACCUUUGUCAUGUGUUAGUGUUGAUUUGGUGCUUUUUUGUCGUUGUCUCCUGCUGUCUCUGUGUGUGUAUGGAGUGAUUGUGAUCAGUUUUGUGUUUGUGUUUUUUUUGUUUUUAUUUUGGUCAGAAGGUUUGGUCUCAUGUCCUGUUUCUUGUCUCUGUAUCUAAACUAAAACCUCUUGAGCACUA
This is a messenger RNA of Hemibagrus wyckioides, 2071 nucleotides long. RefSeq lists its product as uncharacterized. The transcript is spliced from 29 exons. Bases 98 to 1786 code for a protein of 562 amino acids. The record is from RefSeq and is a predicted model, not a curated record. NCBI's taxonomy places the organism in Eukaryota, Metazoa, Chordata, Actinopteri, Siluriformes, Bagridae.